AGGGGGGCAGCUGAUCUGCAGAGGAGAGGAGGGGGUCAUGCUCAGCUCCGAGAUGCAGCAACGAAGGCACAGAAAAUGGUGCAUGUGUGUUGAAUACAACAUCUGGGGAUCAAGGUGAAUCUCCAUGGAACCUCUUGGACAUGUGCAGCUGUACGACACAGAGUUUGUCCAGAAUGGCAGGGCGGUCACUGUCUUGUGGGCUUCCUGCACCCUCUUCCUAGCCAUCCUGGAGAUCACAGUGCUCCUGCAGCCUUCCUGGGUUUUAGGUGGGGAGAGUAGUGGGCAGUUUGGACUUUACCAGGUGUGCGAGGAGACAGACUGGGGCACCGAAUGCAGAGGACCACCGGCUGCUCUGGAGGCUCUCCCUCCUUUCCAGACUGCAGCCGGGUUCAUGGUUGGGGCUCUCCUGCUGGUUCUGUUCAGCCUGGCCUGUAUUGGACUGCUGCGGUUCUGUAACUCAGGGACAGUUUUCAAGUUGUGUGGUUGGCUUCAGAUCAGUGCAGCCUCAUGCCAAGCUUUGGGUUGCAUCCUCUUCCCAGAUGGAUGGGAUUCUGCCGCCGUCCGUCCAUUGUGUGGCUAUCGCUCAGACAGAUACGAGCUGGGGACCUGCUCCGUGCACUGGGCAUAUAUAUUGGCCAUACUGGGAAUAUUCGACUGUCUCGUUCUGUCUGUAUUGGGGUUCACCCUCGGGAAACGACAUGACGCCCUGAAUCCCAGUGAAGUCAAGUACCCCCAAAAAAGACUUCCCGUCAGAAACCCUGUGACCGCCAAUGACAGCAAGAAGCAGUUUUUUCCAUUGUGAUGAUGUUUUUGUUUUGUUUUUUAAAUGGCAGAACUCUUUU
Molecule: messenger RNA, 842 nt
Organism: Nanorana parkeri
Lineage: Eukaryota; Metazoa; Chordata; Amphibia; Anura; Dicroglossidae
Product: lipoma HMGIC fusion partner-like 3 protein
Exons: 4
Coding region: 125-802 (225 amino acids)
Biological process (GO): sensory perception of sound
Cellular component (GO): plasma membrane
Source: RefSeq, a predicted model, not a curated record